Molecule: messenger RNA, 1410 nt
Organism: Cetraspora pellucida
Lineage: Eukaryota; Fungi; Glomeromycota; Glomeromycetes; Diversisporales; Gigasporaceae
Source: the annotation of a GenBank genome assembly
AUGAAUGAUAUUGGCACCACUACUUUUCUCGAUAUUAAACAAUAUGGUUCUAAGUCUCCAUCUAGUCUGUUUUCUUCAGAACAUAAACCGGGUUACCAAAUCGAUCUCCCGGCCAUUAACAUGCUUCCGGUCAAAGAUGUUUUAAGAAAUCGCAUUUUAUCUCUCGAUAUUGAUAGAUGUGAAUCAGAUGCUGAAAAUGCUUUUUUCGUCGCGAACCUUGACGAAGUAUAUAAUCAACAUUUUCGUUGGAAAUCGCUUUUGCCACGAAUUGAGCCAUUUUAUGCCGUAAAAUGCAACCCCGACCCACUGCUACUCAGACUCCUUGCCGCAUUAGGAACGGGUUUUGAUUGCGCCAGUAAAGUUGAAAUCCAGACGGUUCUUGAUAUUGGUGUUGAUCCAUCAAAGAUUAUUUAUGCGAAUCCUUGCAAGCAAGCGUCAUUUGUGCGUUAUGCGGCAGAACAUAAUGUCAGAAUGAUGACAUUUGAUAAUUCCGAUGAACUUUAUAAAAUUAAACGUUAUUUCCCAGAUGCUCAAUUGGUACUUCGUAUUCUCACCGACGAUUCCAUGUCGCUUUGCAAAUUGGGCCUAAAAUUUGGCGCUUCCUUAGAUUCUACUGGGUCAUUGCUGCAAACGGCUCGAAAGUUAGACCUGAAUGUAAUUGGUGUAAGUUUCCAUGUCGGUAGUGGAUGUUACGACGAAAAUGCCUUUAUCGAUGCUGUUCAUCGCGCCAAGUUUGUGUUCGAUCUAGCUUCAGAGCUAGGAUUUAAUUUGUAUUUACUCGACGUCGGAGGUGGUUUUUCACAUUCCCGCGAUUGUGAUGGCAUUACCUUUGAAAAAAUAGCUGCUAUUCUUGGACCAGAAAUCGAUAGCUUAUUCCCACCCAACGUUCGUGUCAUUGCCGAACCAGGGCGUUAUUAUGCAGCACCUGCCUUCACUAUUGCGACUCAUAUUAUUGCACGAAGAACUGUACUUAGUAAUGGUGACGUGCAAACCUUGGAUAUGGAUACCGUUUUAAAUGAUGAAUCACCAACUCAGGAAGAUCAUUCAGGAUAUAUGUACCUUCAAGCUGGUGAUUUCCGUUGGGGAAAUGUAGGAGGAAUUUUCACAUUUGGUGAAAAUUUGGGUGAACCCGUGUAUGACUGUAGCAUCUGGGGACCUACAUGUGAUUCAAUUGAUUGUAUUACCACGACAAGUAAUCUUCCCGUUUUAUUACCCGGCGAUUGGUUGUAUUUCGAGGAAAUGGGGGCAUAUACUAUAUGCGCUGCAUCCCAAUUUAAUGGGUUUAAAAAAAGUAAUGUAAUAUACACGGCCACAAAUUCAGAGGAUGAUGUGGAAGACUUAAUGGAGGAUUUAUGGAUUUUGUGUGUUGGGUUUCGCUUACAUUAUCAGCUCGUUGGCCAGCCUAACUGA